Messenger RNA from Mangifera indica (mango), 1110 nucleotides. Its product is annotated as deSI-like protein At4g17486. The transcript has 7 exons. Gene Ontology annotation, biological process: protein deubiquitination. Lineage: Eukaryota; Viridiplantae; Streptophyta; Magnoliopsida; Sapindales; Anacardiaceae. Gene Ontology annotation, molecular function: deubiquitinase activity. The record is from RefSeq and is a predicted model, not a curated record. The coding region runs from base 216 to 893 and encodes 225 amino acids.
AUAAAGCAAGAAUUAAUUAAUUAAUUCCACCUAUAAUAAACUACUCCAAAACUCCCCGGUCGUCUCCUUUCUCUUUCAUUUUCUUCAACAGUUCCUCUUUUCCGUCUCUGCUCAAUUGCGUCCAUCUUAUCUCUCUGAGAUAUUGAAUGUACAAGCCUCUACACGGAUUUCCUGUGUUGUGAAUCAGAGGCUUUGAGGUGUGAUUGUUGGAUACAAUGCGAUUGUUCUCAUCAAGUUCAAGCUUCAGCCUCACGAAAGCGCAGAGUAGUGGAGGGAACAAUCGUGUGGCGUUGUAUCUCAAUGUGUAUGACCUUACACCAGUAAAUAACUACCUUUACUGGUUCGGGCUUGGGAUAUUCCAUUCUGGUAUUGAAGCUCAUGGAUCGGAAUAUGGCUUUGGCGCCCAUGAGUUCUCUACCAGUGGAAUUUUUGAGGUGGAACCAAGAAGUUGUCCUGGCUUUAUUUUCAGGCGGUCAGUGUUGCUGGGCAGCACAAGCAUGUCUCGUUCAGAAUUUCGAUCCUUCAUGGAACAGAUCUCUGGGAAAUAUCAUGGGGAUACGUAUCAUUUGAUUGCCAAGAAUUGCAACCAUUUUACUGAGGAAGUCUGCUUUCAGUUAACUGGGAAGCAUAUUCCAGGAUGGGUAAAUCGCCUGGCUCGAUUAGGUUCUUUCUGUAAUUGUCUGCUGCCGGAGAGCAUUCAGAUAAAUGCAGUUAGACAUCUUCCUGAUCAUCCAUCAUAUUCUGAUGAAGAUGGAAGACUAGAGUCAGUUGGGUCAUCUUUAACGGAUGGGAGCGAAGAUGAGGAGGCAGAUCAUCAUCUGCUGACUUCGCCAAAUAGUGAUCUUGCUUUUCGGAAGGAUAAACCAGGAACCCACCUUCGCAGUUUAAUCUGAGCUUGUCAGUAACUCAUUUCUAUUGGCUGCAUAUGCAUUUGUUCUAACUCAUAAUUAUGUUUAGCAUUCAGCUUAUUUCAACCAUUGAAAGAUUCAAUUUGUUGCCGUGUAACCCCUGUAAGUCCAGAGAUGUCGACAAAUUCAUAUUAAACUGGGAACAUAUUUCUUGUGUUUUUUAUUUUGUAUCAGUAUAUGAAUCUUGUAGAAUCCUUUUUCA